Molecule: messenger RNA, 1504 nt
Organism: Pistacia vera
Lineage: Eukaryota; Viridiplantae; Streptophyta; Magnoliopsida; Sapindales; Anacardiaceae
Product: 2-alkenal reductase (NADP(+)-dependent)-like
Exons: 5
Coding region: 144-1208 (354 amino acids)
Molecular function (GO): 2-alkenal reductase [NAD(P)H] activity
Source: RefSeq, a predicted model, not a curated record
ACAAGCGAGGAUGAUCGAUAUCGAUCACACAAGUAAACGUAAACCAAAACCAGAAGUGUCUUCCACUGUUGCACAAUACAAUCGUCAUUACUGACUCAAAUCACUUGAAUUUAAACGAGAUAUAAAUACAAACGAUAAUUUUCAUGUUGCAGCAACAAAAAAUAAUAAUGGCUAGUGUUGGUGAAGUGAUGAUCAACAAGCAAGUGAUAUUGAAGCACUUUAUUAAUACAGCUCCAAAAGAAUCUGACAUGGUGGUGAAGACAAGUUCAUUAUCUUUGAAAGUAGAGCCAGGUUCAAAUGCUGUUGUUGUGAAGAAUCUUUACUUGUCUUGUGAUCCUUUCAUGGGGAGCCGCAUGAAGAAGUUUGAAAAUCCUGAUUUCAAUUCUUUCAUACCCGGCUCUCCAUUGGAAGGGAUUGGAGUGGCUAAAGUUUUGGAUUCAGGGCAUCUGGAUUUUAAGAAGGGGAAUUUGGUUUGGGGAACUGUUGGAUGGGAAGAGUACGGUGUGGUUGAGAAUCCAGAAAACCUCUUCAAAAUCCAUCAUACUGAUGUUCCCUUGUCUUACUAUACUGGAAUUCUUGGUAUGCCUGGUAUCACUGCUUGGGCUGGUUUCUAUAAAGUAGCUGCUCCUAAGAAAGGGGAAUAUGUCUUUGUUUCAGCAGCAGCAGGUGCAGUUGGUCAGCUUGUUGGGCAAUUUGCAAAAUUAAUGGGCUGCUACGUUGUUGGAAGUGCUGGAAGUAAAGAAAAGGUUGAAAUUUUGAAGAACAAGCUGGGGUUUGAUGAUGCUUUCAACUACAAGGAGGAGCAUGACUUGGAUGCAGCUUUGAAAAGGUGCUUUCCUGAGGGCAUUGACAUUUACUUUGACAACGUAGGAGGAAAAAUACUGGAUGCAGUGCUUCUAAACAUGAGAAUUAAGGGUCGAAUUGUGGUGUGUGGAAUGAUCUCACAGUACUAUCUUCGCCAGCCUGAAGGUGUACGCAAUUUGUUGAACAUUGUUAUAAAGCGGGUUCGCAUCGAAGGAUUCGUAGUUGUCGAUUACGUUCCUCAAUACUCAAAGUUCCUGGAAGUUGUUUUGCCUUUGAUCCGAGAAGGAAAAAUUGUUUAUCUUGAAGACAUUACUGAAGGCCUUGAAAAUGCUCCUGCUGCUCUUGUUGGUCUAUUCAAUGGACGCAAUAUUGGGAAACAAAUAGUUUUAGUUGCUAGGGAGUAACUGAAGCCUUGUCUUGUAUAUGUUCAUAUCAAAAUAAAUUUGUUGUUAAACAAUUAAGAUCUCUUAUAAAAAUGAUAUGGGCAAAGUUGGGCACUGUUCCAGACUAGUGAUUAUGAGAAACAUUGAACCGGUUGAUAUGUACACAUUAUCCUUAUUGUAUUAGAAAGGUAGACUGAGUAUAGGUCCAGGUCCCCUGGAGGGGCUCAUGCCCAUCCUCAACUUAUGUCAACCAUGACCAGGAGAUAAACUUGCUUUUAAUAAGUUAAAAGCAAACCUCAAGGUAUGCAAACUGUAAU